Messenger RNA from Calliphora vicina (urban bluebottle blowfly), 1549 nucleotides. RefSeq names its product Alkaline phosphatase 10 (gene Alp10). Lineage: Eukaryota; Metazoa; Arthropoda; Insecta; Diptera; Calliphoridae. Gene Ontology annotation, molecular function: alkaline phosphatase activity. Bases 4 to 1548 code for a protein of 514 amino acids. Gene Ontology annotation, biological process: dephosphorylation. The transcript is spliced from 2 exons. The record is from RefSeq and is a predicted model, not a curated record.
ACUAUGAGGCUCUUUAUUGCUUUAACAUUACUCUGGGCUUCGGCCUUGGCCCAUGACAAUGGACAACAUCCGAAUUUUCCACGAGCUCGCAGUUACCAGCCCUUGGAUGAAGAACAAACCACAGAAUUUUGGAUGAACAAGGCUCAAAAUAUAUUGGCUCACAAAUUGCAGAAAUUGAACAAGCUCAAUACGAACAAGGCCAAAAAUAUUAUAUUGUUUUUGGGUGAUGGAAUGUCUGUGCAUACCAUAACGGCGACCAGAGAUUUUAUGGGUGACAGCAAUAAGCAGGUGUCAUUUGAAAAGUUUCCCUAUGUGGGUUUAUCACGAACAUAUGCGGUAAAUAAAAGAACUCCAGAUUCAGCGGCCACAGCUACGGCAUAUUUGAAUGGUGUUAAGGCUAAUUAUGGCACCAUAGGAGUCAAUGCUCAGGUACCUAAAUAUGAUUGCUUUAAAGCCAAUGAUACUACAACUCAUACAGAAAGUUUGGCUAAAUGGGCUCAAGAUGCUGGCAAAUGGGCUGGUUUGGUUACCACUGCCCGGGUAACACAUGCUUCACCGGCUGGUGUUUAUGCUCAUACUGCCAAUCGUGGUUGGGAAUAUAACCAGGCUGUUAUCAAUGAUGGCUGCAGUGAUGACAUUAAUGUAGACAUAGCCCGCCAAUUGGUGGAAUGGCCAGUGGGCAAAGAGUUGCAUGUUGUGUUAGGUGGUGGUCGUCGGAAUUUCCGUGAUAAAUCUAUAAAUGAUGAAGAAGGCUCUCGCGGCUAUAGGACCGACAACCGAGAUUUAAUUCAAGAAUGGUUGCAAGAGAAAAAACAAGAAAAUAAAUCUGCCGAAUAUGUGUGGUCGAAAAAGGGUUUGGAAAUGGUUGAUAUAAAUAAAACAGAUUAUUUAAUGGGCUUAUUCAGUGCUUCGCAUUGUCCCUAUCAUGGCGAUUUAAAGAGAGAGCAUUUGGAAAACUCUGAUCCCUCUUUAACGGAAAUGACCGAGGCGGCCAUUAAAUUAUUAAGCAAAAAUGAGCAAGGUUAUUUCUUGUUUGUGGAGGGAGCCAAAAUUGAUAUGGCCCAUCAUGACUCCAGAGCCCACAAGUCUUUGGAGGAUACAGCUGAAUUUGCCAGAGCUUUAGAAUUGGCGCGUAAUAUAACCAGUGAGGAGGAUACGCUAAUAGUGGUGACCUCAGAUCAUGCACAUACCAUGACCAUUAAUGGUUAUCCGAAUCGCCGUCAAAACAUAUUUGGUUUGGCCCCUGGCAAUGGAGAUGAUGGUCUGCCCUAUACCAUUCUCUCCUAUGCCAAUGGCCCCGGCUACUCCAAAACCUACUCCUCCAAAAAAGGUCGUCGCGAUUUAUCCAAUGCUGAUUUAAAAGAUCCCAAAUAUCGUUAUAUGGCUACCGUACCUUUAGAUUCCGAAACUCAUGGAGCCGAUGAUGUGGGAGUAUUUGCUUCGGGACCCUAUGAACACUACUUCACCGGCAACUAUGAACAAAGCAAUAUACCCGCCCUAAUGGCUCAUAUUGCCAAUAUUGGUCCUUUUGCUGAUGAUAAAUUGUAAA